Camellia sinensis is the source of this 8746-nucleotide messenger RNA. RefSeq names its product ARM repeat superfamily protein. The record is from RefSeq and is a predicted model, not a curated record. Lineage: Eukaryota; Viridiplantae; Streptophyta; Magnoliopsida; Ericales; Theaceae. Gene Ontology annotation, cellular component: 90S preribosome; nucleolus; small-subunit processome.
CAAACUCUUAAAACCUAGCGUCUUCGUCACCGGCCGGAGCAGAAGCUGCAGCCUCUCUCUCUCUCCCUCUCUCUCUCUCUCUCCAAAUUGAAGCUGCGACGGAAGUUCAGGCCGUGAAGUAUGGCGACGGCGGCGGAAGCUCAGGCCGUGAAGUCUCUAAACAAAUCUCCAGGUCGCAGGCGCUUUGUGUUCAAGACUUUCUCUCAGCGUAUUGAGGAAAUUGAUGUUGAUGUCUUCCGAAGUCUCGAUCCUCUCAAGUCCGAGCCCUCCGAAGGGUCCUCUUUUUUCCGGGACUGCCUUGUUGAGUGGAGGGAAUUAAACACUGCGGAUGAUUUUAUUUCCUUUUAUGAGGAGAUGAUGCCCUUGGUGCAAACAUUACCACAAAUAAUACUGCAGAAGGAAUUGAUAUUGUCGAAACUUAUUUCUAGAUUGCAAAUGAAAGGGAGACUAUCACUUGAGCCCAUACUCAGGUUGAUAGCAGCCUUGUCUAGAGAUCUUCUGGAGGACUUUCCCCCCUUCCUGCAGAGGGUAGCUGAUUCUCUGGUAUCUCUUCUCAAAAGUGGAGCUGAUAGAGAACCAGAGAUAAUUGAGCAGAUUUUUACAUCAUGGUCGUAUAUCAUGAUGUAUUUGCAGAAAUAUCUUGUACGGGAUGUUGUCCAUGUUCUCAGGGUUACAGGCAAACUAAGAUAUUAUCCCAAGAAUUAUGUCCAAGAAUUUAUGGCUGAGGCAGUGUCAUUCUUGUUGAGAAAUGCACCUAUUGAGCAGCUUAUAAAGGGUACUAGAAAAGUCAUGGUUGAAGUUGCAAAGAAACCACUGGUGUUUAGAAAAUCUGGAGUCAGUGCUUUACUAUGGUAUGUUUUGAGAGGAACUUCAUCAAAGUUGCAUUCAAGAGCAGAGCAAGUGUUACGAUUAUUGGUGGACAACUCGAUAAUUGGUAUUGGUGAUAAAUUUGCCCAAGGCUCAGACUCUGUGGUUGAAGUUGUAACUGCUGCCUUUCAAAGGCUAUGUGAGGAACUUGAGCCUACUGAGUUGAAUUUGAUGUGGGGUUGUUUAUACGAGGAAAUAACUGAUGCUGUAUCUAAUGGAUGCUUGUUGCACCUCAGUCGCCUGUUAUCCUUGCUGAUUUCUACUGUUCAAAUCGAUUAUGUCCGGAAAAUUUCUGAUUACCAACUUAUGCUUCAAGUAGUUGGGGUGCUUAUGCAGAAGUUUAUAUUGCCUGCGAGAAUACUGAAGACGGAAGACCAGUCUACUGAAGUUGUUGAUAAGGUUCUGCAAUUAAUGCUUUGCAUUCUUGAUGGGCUUCAUCUAGCCGAUAAUGUGCCAGUUCUUUCUAGUGUUUCUGUGCAGUGGGCUCCUGUGUUUGAUUUAAGGAAUUCAAGUUUACUGACUUUUAUCAAACAAUUGCUAUUGAAAGAUCCUCGUGUAGUCCAUGCCUUCAGACAGAAUACCAUACGUGCAUUGAAUGAUUUAAUAGAAACUUCAGAGGAAGAAGUUGUACCUUUGCUACUUACCUUCUGUGAAAGACUAGAAGUUCAAAUUCAAAGCUCCAGCUUCAUAGAUGGAACAUCCAAAGAAGAGGUUUCGAGGAUUUGCAGUUACUUGCCGGAUGCUAUUGGCUACUGGAUUGGGAUUAUCAAUCAAAUUGUGCAUGGUGAUUCAUCAGUCAUUCAACUUCAGGAGACUAAAUUGGCUUUGCUGUGGGGAAUAAUUAGCUGCUAUCCUUACAUGAAAGACAUCCAAGCAGACCCAUCCUUAUUACUUGAUUUUGUAGAUACACUUAGUCGGCUUCUGGCGAUUGAAUCUGACAAUAUUGCAGGGUUUCACAAACACACUUGGGAAAGCCUAAUUGGUGCUGCUUUGAGUUCCUAUAACAAAAUGCGUUCUGGUAACAUCAGAGAUGAAGAAGUGAGCAAAUUUUUGCAACUUGCUAGGAGAUACACGUUCUCAUCACAAAUAUUAUCUUCUGUAGCUGAUUUUUUGGAUUCCAUGGACGGGCCUAGCAAUGUUGUAUUGCAUCCAGACCUCAAAGCAGAGAAGGCUAUGGAAUCAUUGGCCAUUUUUGCUGAGAAUUUGUGCCACUCAGACAAACUGAUCCGUCAUUCCACCCUAAGAAUAUUGUGCCAUUAUGAACUUCUAAAUUGUGAGCAUGCUUCUGAGGAUCAGCAUGCUGAGAAAAAAAUGAGAACUGAAGUUUCUCAAUCUUGGUUUGCUGAUGACCGGGGCAGUAAUGUUCUUCAACUCCUUCUCUCCAUUGAGGAAACACCUCUUUCGGUUACUACCAGCAGGAAAGUUAUCCUAUCGAUUUCAAGAAUACAGAUGGGCCUCUCUUCUACAAAUAUAUCUGAAGCAUAUUUGCCCUCUGUUUUUUAUGGGAUAAUUGGCAUCUUCCAUAACCGAUUUAGCUAUCUAUGGAACCCAGCAAUGGAGUGCCUUGCAGUCUUGACAAGCAAGUAUUUUGAAAUGGUAUGGGAUAUAUUUGUUCAGUAUCUGCAACAAUGUGAAUAUAGUUUUGUGUCAUCUCAUGAUCAAUCUGACGGAAGCAAAACUGUAUCUACUAUCCAGUCCAGUGAUUUGGUUGAACGUUUCAAUCUAUUUGUCUCUCCGCCAUCUGACAGCAACCCUGGCACAACAGUUUGGUCCUUGUUGAUCCAGUCUUUACAAAAAAUUCCAACUGUCAUAGAAUCUCGAUCUCGGCAAAUUGUACCUUUGUUCUUGAUGUUUAUGGGUUACAAUAUGAAUGAUGUUGUGAGUGUAGGAUCAUUCAACCAGCAUGCUUGUAAAGGGAAAGAAUGGAAGAGUGUCCUUAAGGAGUGGUUGAACUUGUUGAAAUUGAUGCGAAAUCCCAGGUCCUUCUACAAGGGUCAAUUUCUUAAGGAAGUUCUGCAAUAUAGGCUUCUUGAUGAAAAUGAUCCUGAGAUACAGAUGAAGGUUCUUGAUUGCUUGUUGAAUUGGAAAGAUGAUUUUUUACUCCCCUAUGAUCAGCAUCUGAAAAAUCUGAUCAGUUCAAAGAGUCUGAGAGAGGAACUAACAACGUGGAGCUUGUCGAAAGAAUCUAAUCACAUUGAAGAACAUCAUAGAACUUAUCUUGUACCUUUAGUUACCCGAAUUUUGAUACCAAAAGUCCGAAAACCGAAAACACUGGCAUCUCGAAAGCAUACAAGUGUACAUCUUCGAAAGGCAGUCCUUGGAUUCCUAGCUCAACUCGACAUCAAUGAGCUUCCUCUGUUUUUUGCCCUGCUACUCAAGCCAUUGCUAAGCAUUUCAGAAAGAUUUGAUGGGAUCAGUAAAUGGUUUUUGAGUUCGUCUGAAUGGUCUAAAGACGAAUUUGACUCAUUUGGUCUUUUGAAGUACUUCACCAUGGAUAACAUAUUGGCCAUCUCUUGGAAGAAGAGAUAUGGUUUUUUGCAUGUAAUUGAAAAUAUUCUUGGUGUUUUUGAUGAAUUUCAUGUUAAACCAUACCUUGAUUUGUUAAUGGGAUGUGUUGUCCGCAUAUUGGGGAGCUGCACAUCAAUUCUUGAGAGCGGGAAGAGUACUGGAUUAGCUGCAGUGGAAACAGAUUCUAGCUUUAAACUAACUGUGCAUGAGAAAGGUGGUGGAGCAGAAAAUCAGAUCACGACUAGCAUAGCUAUGAAGCAGUUUAAGGAGCUAAGGUCUUUGUGCUUGAAGAUCAUUUCUUUGGUUCUAAAUAAAUAUGAGGACCAUGAGUUUGGUAGUGAAUUUUGGGACCUGUUCUUUGCUUCAGUGAAACCUUUGAUAGAUGGCUUCAAGCAAGAAGGUGCUAGUAGUGAGAAGCCAAGUUCAUUAUUUUCUUGCUUUCUUGCUAUGAGCAGAAGCUACAAGCUUGUAUCAUUGUUCUGUAGAGAAAAGAAUCUUGUCCCCGACAUUUUUUCAAUCCUUAGUGUCACAACAGCUUCCGAAGCCAUUCUAUCUAGUGUUUUGAAGUUUGUUGAGAACCUAUUGAAUCUUGACAGUGAACUCGACCAUGAAGACAAUGCUAUCGAGACAGUACUGCUUUCAAACCUUGAUGCACUAAUCUGCAGUUUGCAUGGUCUUUUUAAGUUCAAUAGUGCUGCAAGGAGGAAAUUGGUGAAAAGCCCUGGGGAAAGAGAGCUCAAUAUUUUCAAGUUAUUAUCAAAGUAUAUAAAGGAUCCUUCAUCAGCAAGUAAAUUUGUUGAUAUCAUGCUCCCUAUGCUAAUGAAGGGGGCUCAAAAUUCUGAUGCAUGUGUGGAAGCUUUGCAGGCCAUUCGACAUAUAAUACCAGUUUUAGGGACUGAAAGUACAACAGAAAUUCUGAAUGCAGUUUCUCCACUGCUUAUUUCUGUUGGUCUGGAUGUACGGAUGUCUAUAUGUGAUCUUCUUGAUGCUCUUGCUGGAAGUGAUUCUUCCGUAAUUGCUGUGGCAACACUUCUUCGUGAACUGAAUGCAACCUCUGCUAUGGAAAUGGGUGGUCUUGACUAUGACAGUAUCAUUAGUGCUUAUGACAAGAUCAAUGAAGACUUCUUUUACACAGUUAGAGAGAAGCAUGCAUUAGUCAUUUUGUCUCAUGCUGUGCAUGACAUGUCAUCCGGAGAACUAAUUUUGAGGCAAAGUGGAUAUAGAUUAUUGCUUUCAUUUGUUGAAUUUUCUGCUGGAAUUGUUGAUCGAGAAUUGAAGUCUGAUGACCAGUUUUGGUCUGAAGCGUGCAUUCAACGGAUAAUUAACAAGUUCCUUUUCAAACAUAUGGGAGAUGCAAUGAACAAAGAAACUCCUAUUCAAAAGGUGUGGCUUGAUUUACUACGAGAAAUGGUGUUGAAGCUUCCAAAGGUCUCAAGCCUUGAAUCAUUUAGGCUUCUGUGCAGUGAAGAUGCAGAACAAGAUUUCUUUAACAAUAUUAUACAUUUACAGAAACACAGGAGAGGAAGGGCUUUGUUACGCUUUAGCAACUUUGUUAGUUCAGGGAAUUUGUCAGAGGUUAUCACAAAUAAAGUGUUCGUGCCUCUCUUUUUCAACAUGUUAUUUAAUGUUCAACAUGGAAAGGCAGAAAAUAUAAGGAGUGGAUGUUUGGAGGCUCUUGCAUCUAUUUCUGGUAACAUGGAAUGGAAGUCGUACUAUGCAUUUCUCAUGAGAUGCUUCCGAGAGAUGACCCUGAAAUCAGACAAGCAGAAGGUCUUAAUGCGGCUUGUCUGCGCAGUUCUGGACCACUUUCAUUUUAUGGAAACUCAUUCUUGUCAAGAAUCCAAUGAUUCUGUUGUCGAUGUAUCAAAAGCUGGCACCACUGCAUUGACUUCAUCUGUGUUGCACACAUAUACGAGUUCUGCUGAGGUUUCUGAGAUACAAUCAUGUCUCCAUAAAACAGUGCUUCCUAAGAUACAGAAAUUGUUGACGUCUGAUUCUGAUAAUGUCAAUGUCAAUAUCAGUCUUGUUGCACUGAAACUGCUAAAGUUGCUUCCUGAUGAUGUCAUGGAAUUACAUCUUCCAAGUAUUGUCCAUCGCAUUUCAAACUUCCUCAAAAAUCGUUUGGAAAGUAUACGUGAUGAAGCUAGGACUGCUUUGACUGCCUGUUUGAAGGAGCUGGGGUUGGAGUACCUGCAGUUCAUUGUCAAAGUCUUGAGAGCCACCUUAAAACGAGGAUAUGAGUUGCAUGUAUUGGGAUAUACUCUUAAUUUUAGUGGGAAGUUGGAUUAUUGUUUGGAAGAACUUCUUUCUGUGGUGGAGAAUGAUAUUUUUGGAGAUGUUUCUGAGGAAAAGGAAGUGGAAAAGAUUGCUUCAAAAAUGAAAGAGACUAGAAAGCGCAAGUCUUUCGAAACCCUGAAAUUAAUUGCCCAAAACAUCACAUUCAAAACGCAUGCCUUGAAGUUGCUUUCACCUGUUACAACUUGUCUGCAGAAGCAUUUAACCCCAAAAAUGAAAUCGAAAUUGGAAACUAUGUUAAACAACAUAGCUGCUGGUAUUGAGUGCAAUCCAUCAGUUAAUCAGACAGACCUCUUUAUCUUUUUAUAUGGCCUCAUAGAAGAUGGCAUUACCCAUGAAACUCGUGCAAAGGCCAAUCAGCAAUCUGGAGAUGAGGCAAGCUGCAAAACUAUUACAUCAGGCAGGUUAAUUGACUCUGGCUCACAAUCUUCACAUCUUAUUACAGUGUUUGCUCUUGGGGUGCUGCACAAUUCCAUGAAGAAUACUAAACUUAACAAAAAGGACGAACAACUGUUAUCAAUGUUGGAUCCUUUUGUAAGAUUGCUCACUGACUGCUUGACUGCCAAAUACGAAGAUAUCAUUUCUGCAGCGCUCAGGUGCCUUGCUCCACUGGUGAGGCUGCCUCUACCAUCUCUUGAAUCACAAGCUGACAAGAUAAAGACCUCUCUGUUGGUUAUAGCUCAAGGCUCUGUAAAUGCUGGCAGCCCUGUGAUGCAAUCAUGUCUAAGUUUGCUAACAGUGCUUCUGCGGAGCACUAGGAUUACGCUUUCCACAGAUCAAUUGCAUAUGGUGAUCCAGUUUCCUUUAUUUAUUGAUCUCGAAAGAAAUCCCUCGUUUGUUGCUCUUUCACUUUUAAAGGCUAUAGUGAACCGCAAACUUGUAGUCCAUGAGAUAUACGAUCUUGUGACUCGGGUUGCAGAACUUCUGGUAACAAGUCAAGUGGAGCCAAUUCGCAAAAAAUGCAGUCAAAUUCUAUUGCAAUUCUUACUUGACUAUCAUCUUUCAGAGAAACGUUUGCAGCAGCAUCUUGAUUUCUUGCUUUCAAAUCUGAGGUAUGAACAUUCGACGGGAAGAGAAGCUGUGCUUGAAAUGCUCCAUGCAAUUGUAAUCAAGUUCCCAAAAGCCAUUAUAGAUGAGCAUUCCCAGACCAUAUUUGUUCAUUUGGUGGUUUGUUUGGCUAAUGAUUAUGACAACAAAGUCCGCUCCAUGACUGGCGCUGCUGUAAAGCUUCUGAUUGGGCAUGUGAGCCCGCAUUCACUUCAUUCCAUUCUCGAGUAUAGUCUCUCUUGGUACUUAGGUGGAAAGCAGCAUUUAUGGAGUGCUGCAGCCCAGGUCUUGGGAUUAUUGGUUGAAGUAAUGAGGAAAGGCUUUCAAAAACAUGUCAAUGGUGUGUUGCCAGUGAUGAGAAGCAUUUUCCAGUCUGCUAUCAAUGUUCUUACAAAUGGACAGCUAGAUCUUUCUGUUGAAGCUACAGUUCCCUUUUGGAAAGAGGCAUAUUACUCACUAGUCUUGUUGGAGAAGAUACUGCAUCAGUUCCAUGAUUUGUUCUUAGCAAAGGAUCUUGAGGAUAUAUGGGAAAUGAUUUCAGAGCUUCUGUUGCACCCGCAUAUGUGGUUACGUGAUGUAUCGAACCGCCUGGUGGCCCUAUACUUUGCCUCAGUAACUGAGGCCAACAGAGAAAACCAUGAAAAGUCACUAGAAACAGUUUUUCUAAUGAGACCAAGUAGACUUAUUCUCAUAGCUGCAUCUCUCUGCUGCCAAUUGAAGGCCCCACUAAUUGACAACACUGCCAGCACCAUAGUUACACAAAACCUCAGCUUCACAAUUUGUGGAAUACAUUCUUUGUUAGUACCAAAGAAAUGGAUUGAUGGCCAAAGUUUUGGGUAUACCCUUGAACACGAUGAGGAAGGUUGUUUCCUCAAAGCUUUUCAAAAGCUUGACUCACGAAAAGGAAGAAGUAUGUUUGCAUCCCUCACAUCUGGUGAUAAUAAUCAAAAUGAUCAAGAAAAUAGUGGUCAUCAUCAAUCUUUGCUCGUCUCUUACCUGCUGAAGAGAAUGGGAAAGAUUGCCCUUCAGAUGGAGGCUGUUCAGAUGAAAAUCGUUUUCAAUGUUUUCAAGUCAAUCACACCAAAAAUCAUCGACCCGGAAAAGCUUUCAUCACAAACCGAUUACUUCCAGGGUUAUGCGUAUCAAAUGCUGUUACCAUUGUACAAAGUUUGUGAAGGAUAUGCUGGCAAAGUUAUUCCAGAUGAUGCGAAGCAAUUAGCGCAAGAGGCUCUUCAAAGUAUUAGAGAUACAUUAGGGAUGAAUAAUUUCAUACAACUUUAUAGCCAGAUCAGGAAAAAUCUCAAGGCAAAGAGGGAAAAAAGGAAACAGGGAGAAAAGCUGAUGGCUGUGGUCAAUCCAAUGCGAAAUGCCAAAAGGAAGCUGAGAGUUGCAGCUAAGAAUCGAGCCAACAAGAAACGAAAAAUAGGGACAAUGAAGAUGACGAAAUGGAUGCGUUGAAAGAGCUAUAAGGUUGCCUUUCUUUGGCAGUGUAGUUGACUAAAGGCCCUUUGUUUUGGUCAUGCAAUCGCUUUCCCGUUUGGGGUUUUGCCUUCAUCGGUUGAUUUGAUUUUCUUUCUCCAUCCAGAACUCAGCUGCCAGAACCCGACGCAAGGAUGUCUGGAAACACAGUUGAGAAGACACGGUAAAUGUGAUAUGGGUAGUGAAUUUGAUGACUAGCAGAGUUCUAACCAAAUGGUGUAUAUCAUAAACUUCAAUUUUGAUAUCUAGUUUUGGAAUGAGGCAAAUGCAAGAUGGUAUAUGUUGAGUGACUGAUGAAGAGAGCUGUUGGGUGUCAUGUCAUCUAUUGUUUGUAGUUCAUAUAUUUAUGUUUAUAUAUUGAAUGGAAAGUCAUGUUCAAUUGAAUGUUUGAAUGUUCAAAUUAGUAAUGGAAGCUCUAUUAUAGUCAAAGCAAUAAACAGCUGUAAUUUUAUUUUGCUUUGACAAAGGUCGAGUUCUGUAACAUAACCCAUUAUGAAGUCGUUGUUUUGGGCUUCAUUUGUUUCGAUGUAAAAUAUUUUACACAAAAAAA